GUUCUCCUUUGCUGAAUUUGGUGCUGAUUUUUCUACUUUAGAAAGUAGAAAUCUUGUCGUGGAAGCUUGGCAUUUUUUGAUGAAUCUCUGUAUCUAAAAAUAAUAAUAAUAAUAAUAAAAAUAAAAGGCUGGAAAGAGAAAGAGAGGUGUUGAAAUGAAAAGAUUGAAGUGAUUAGGAGGAAACUAGCUUCAGAAAGAGGUAGAGAUGGUGGUGAGGAAAGUCGGCAAGUAUGAAAUCGGGAGGACCAUCGGGGAAGGAACGUUCGCGAAGGUGAAGUUCGCACAGAACACGGAGACCGGCGAGAGUGUAGCCAUGAAAGUUCUCGAUCGCAGCACCAUCAUCAAGCACAAAAUGGUCGAUCAGAUCAAGAGGGAGAUAUCUAUAAUGAAGCUUGUUAGACAUCCUUAUGUUGUUCGUCUUCAUGAGGUUCUAGCAAGCCGGACUAAGAUUUAUAUAAUUUUGGAGUACAUUACUGGGGGUGAACUGUUUGAUAAAAUAGUUCAUCAGGGACGUCUUAGUGAAGCUGAUGCUAGAAGAUAUUUCCAACAGCUUAUUGAUGGUGUGGACUAUUGCCAUAGUAAGGGAGUCUACCACAGAGAUUUGAAGCCAGAAAACCUGUUACUUGAUUCCCAAGGGAAUUUAAAGAUUUCAGAUUUUGGCCUUAGUGCGCAGCCUGAACCAGGAGUUAGCCUCUUGCGGACAACUUGUGGGACCCCAAACUAUGUGGCACCAGAGGUUCUCAGUCGUAAGGGUUACGAUGGUGCUGUGGCAGAUGUUUGGUCCUGUGGGGUCAUCCUUUAUGUUUUGAUGGCAGGUUAUCUUCCAUUUGAUGAUGUUGAUAUCACCUCGUUAUACAGUAAGAUUGCCAAAGCAGAAUUUUCUUGUCCAUCAUGGUUUCCAGUGGGAGCAAGAUCUUUAAUUCACAGGAUUCUGGAUCCAAGUCCUCAGACACGUAUUACAAUUGAAGAAAUCAGGAGUGAUGAAUGGUUUAAGAAGGAUUAUGUUCCUGUCAGACUUAUUGAAUAUGAAGAUAUUAAUCUGGAUGAUGUAAAUGCUAUUUUUGAUGAUCCUGAGGAACAAUGUGCUAAUGAGCAAUCUGGGAACAAUGAUAUGGGUCCUUUGAUUCUAAAUGCAUUUGACCUAAUAAUUCUAUCUCAAGGCUUGAACCUUGCAUCCCUCUUUGAUAAAGGGCAGGACUCUGUGAAGCAUCAGACACGAUUUAUUUCACAGAAGCCAGCAAAGGUUGUUCUUUCUAGCAUGGAAGUUGUUGCUCAAUCAAUGGGUUUCAAGACACAUAUCCGCAAUUACAAGAUGAGAGUGGAAGGCAUUUCUGCUCAUAAGAAUUCUCAUUUCACAGUUAUCCUGGAAGUUUUUGAAGUUGCUCCAACAUUUUUAAUGGUAGAUAUUCAGAAAGCGGCUGGUGAUGCUGGUGAAUACCUGAAGUUUUACAAGAACUUCUGUAGCAACCUUGAUGACAUCAUUUGGAAACCACCAAACGAAACAGACAAAUCAAGGAUUACCAAGUCUAUAUGUAAGAGGCGCUGAUUUGUUGUCCUGUAAUGUCUCCUGCAUUUCGCGUGUAGAUGGCUUCAUACAUCAAGAAUCAGUAAGAGAAAAAAAAAGAAAAAAAGAAAGUGAACGGAAGAGAGGAGAGGAGAAAUAGUGAAUAGUAUGUACUGCUACAAGGUUUCUGCCUGGUUGCUGUUUGUAAAUCUAUCCUGUUUGAGCUUUAAUCCAUUUCCCGAUAUAUGUAAUGCUUAAGAAUAAAAACCGUGAGAUGGAAACAUAGUUUUGACGAGAUUAAAUGAACAUUACAUAGUUGUACGCAUCUCAAGAUUGCUUGAGUGCCUUAAACCAAUGAAUAUAUCUGAAGAAACUUU
Molecule: messenger RNA, 1881 nt
Organism: Rubroshorea leprosula
Lineage: Eukaryota; Viridiplantae; Streptophyta; Magnoliopsida; Malvales; Dipterocarpaceae
Source: the annotation of a GenBank genome assembly